Molecule: messenger RNA, 1914 nt
Organism: Venturia canescens
Lineage: Eukaryota; Metazoa; Arthropoda; Insecta; Hymenoptera; Ichneumonidae
Product: QRFP-like peptide receptor
Exons: 9
Coding region: 281-1810 (509 amino acids)
Biological process (GO): G protein-coupled receptor signaling pathway
Cellular component (GO): plasma membrane
Molecular function (GO): G protein-coupled receptor activity
Source: RefSeq, a predicted model, not a curated record
UAAAUAGAUUUUUUUUUAUUCGAAAAUAAAAAACUUCAAGAGCAUAUGAAUUUUUGUGUUUGAACGUCAUCUGCUGCGUUUUACGCUCAACUUGGAAGCCAAUUUAAAAAGGUUGACAAAGAUCCAGCAAAGUGUCCGGUUUUCCGAAGGGGUCAGAUUCAUUGAAAGCAAAAAAACCUUGAGAACGGAUACAUUUCUGACGAAUCACGAAUCCCAAAAAUCUUGAACAGUUGAAGAAAGAGAGAAGCAGCAUCGGACGAUAAAAAAUAUUGGAAAAAAAAUGGCGAAUGCAACGGUCAUCUCUGAAAUCGAGCAACUCGUCAACUACACCGAUGUCAAGGGUAAUGACACAUUCCAAAAUACGACGGACAUCGAUCGAGUAUUCGCCGUGCUUACCAAAAAAAUGGACCUCUUUUACAAUGAUAUUGGAAUGCCACCGAACUACAGGCUCGUUGCUCUCUACGUGCCGAUCGUAGCAAUUUCAAUAAUCGCCAAUGUUCUCGUCAUCAUCGUUGUUCUGAAGAACCAACAUAUGCGGAGUACAACGAAUUACUUCGUGAUCAACCUGUCCGUAGCUGAUCUACUCGUGUCAACGCUCUGUAUACCAACUGCAAUAAAGCAAGCGAUAACGUUGAUCACAGAUUACAAUGUGGCGAUGUGCAAAAUCAUUUUCUAUCUGCAAGGUGUAGCAGUCGCCGCUUCGGUUUUCACGAUUAUGGCAAUGAGCAUCGAUCGCUACAGAGCUAUAAAAAAUCCGAUCGCUUUUCGUCACUCGUUCAAUCGAAAGAAAAUUUGUGGCGUCCUCGCUGCAAUAUGGGCGACUGCUCUCGGUAUAUUUGCACCUCAACUCAUAGCGGUAACGCUGCAUCGAUUCGAUGAGGAUGUUGUCACCUUGCAUUUGCCAGGAAUUGAGGUACCGUUCGUUUAUCGUCCGCCAGCGGUCUCCAUUUGUGUCGAGAAUCUGACAACGUUCGGUCCCAACGCUCAUUACCUCGGAAUCGCCUGGUUCUCAACAGUCUUUAUAAUCCCUGUUUCCAUUGUUCUGAUCGCUUGUGCGUUGAUGGCUCGAAUACUGUACGCGAGAAAACCUCCGUACGAUCCGGAAUGCUUCGAACGGAACACCAGCUUUCAACAGGGUUUCAGACUAAUUCGAGAACGGAAACGAAUCGCUAACGUUCUUAUCACGCUGGCUCUACUCUUCGCUUUAUGCUGGUUCCCUUACAACAUAUUGAGACUUCUCGUGGACCUUCGUAUCAUCAGAGCCACUCAAUGGGACGAUGAUCUGUUGUCGUAUUGCUUGUUUUUCGGGCACGCGAACAAUAUGCUCAAUCCCGUAGUCUUUUGUAUAAUGACUCGAACCUUUCGUCGCAGCAUCACCGAAUUGUUGUGUCAGGGCUGGCAUAGCAUAACCGAAUGCAGACCUUGCAGAAAUAGCUUAACGGUUGCCGUUGAGACUUGUUCCAGUGUCAGCGGGGCGCAAACACGGACGACCUUGGACCGGGCAACUCUGUCAACUGGAGAUACUUCUCGUGGAAGCACUCGAGCUCGGGAGAACGCGGCACGCUCCACACUUGACAAGACAAACGGCAGCGAGAACCGUUCUCGCAACUGGAGAUGCUACCAUUAUCACACAUUCGUCGGGCCUCUGCCCGAGACGAAUCCGUACCGCUUAAAAUAUCACGUAGCUUCGCACAUAUCGAGAUUCGGUAUGAACGACGUUGCGCUGACGAGUCACCAACAUUCCAAAAACAACACUCCUGCUAAUAAAAUCCGUGGAGAAAGCCUCGUCGAUUUGGCGACUAAUCGUUGAAAAAAAAAAACAUUUUGAAAAUUUUACGUGGUUAAUGUAUAAAUGUAGCUAAAAAGUUUGAGAAGAAAAAUCUUAAUAAAGUGUUGGAAGUACGUCGAAUGAAA